This is a messenger RNA of Phyllostomus discolor (pale spear-nosed bat), 1454 nucleotides long. It is a transcript of the gene JPT1, whose product is annotated as Jupiter microtubule associated homolog 1. The transcript is spliced from 5 exons. Gene Ontology annotation, cellular component: nucleus. Lineage: Eukaryota; Metazoa; Chordata; Mammalia; Chiroptera; Phyllostomidae. Bases 137 to 601 code for a protein of 154 amino acids. The record is from RefSeq and is a predicted model, not a curated record.
AGCGGCAGGCCAAGCAGGCGGUGGCGGAGGCUCCCGCAGCGGUCGCCGUCGUGGGGUGGGGACCUACCCUUCGCCCCUCGGACCCGAUCCUUUCAGCGCUUUGCUGCCGCGCCAGCCUACCUCGCUCCUCGGCGCUAUGACCACCACCACCACCUUCAAGGGCGUCGACCCGAACAGCAGGAACAGCUCUCGGGUGCUGCGGCCCCCGGGCGGCGGGUCCAACUUCUCGCUGGGCUUCGACGAGCCCACGGAGCAGCCCGCGAGGAAGAACAAAAUGGCCUCCAGCAUCUUCGGGCCGCCCGAGGACAACCCCCCGUCGUGGGCCAAGGCGGCAGGUGCCAAGGCCAGCGGCGGCAGGGAAGACUCGGAGCCCGCCGGACCCCAGAGAAGGAACUCUUCCGAGGCCAACUCCGGGGACUUCUUCGAUCUGAAGGGAGAAGGUGACAUUCAUGAAAACGUGGACACAGACUUGCAGGCCAGCCUGGGGCAGAGCGAGGAGAAGCCCGUGCCCGCCGCCCCUGUGCCCAGCCCGGUGGCGCCGGCCCCGGUGCCGUCCCGAAGGAACCCCCCCGGGGGCAAGUCCAGCCUGGUCCUGGGCUAGCUCCGGCCGCCGGCCGCCGCCGUUCCGUUCGUUUCCUCCAUGCUUGUGAACUGCACAACUCGAGCCUGACUGUACGUCUUUCGGAUUUGUUUCAUUAAAAAAGAAGCACUUUAUGUACUGCUGUCUUUUUUUUUUUUUCCCCCUUUUCCUUUUGAAGAACAGGUUCUCUGAUCUGUCCUGAUCGCGCUGGGUCUGUAGGCCAUGGCAUGGUGUUCUCUAGUGGUAGGUUGGAGGGAAGCUUUGUGGCCCUUAGUAUUGUGUUUCUCAGAACGAGUAAUUUGGCUCCCAAUCUGUCAGAGGAUCUUCUGUACUGAGGUUCUUAAACCCCUUUUCCUGUCAGCUUUGCUUGGGUUCACCAAACCUGUGGACAGGCCAGUGGACGGGCCACACACAGGCAGCGCCCCUACGGGCCCCAACACAGGGCUGUCUCCACGGGGCAGCGCCCUCUCGGCGUGGCCCUGACGGUCAGCGCCCUCUGCUGAAAGCGUCCUCCUGUGCCGUGCGGAACCACAGAGAGGCCUGCGCCUCAUGCCGUGCUGCCUGCAAAGCAAAGAAACUGCCUUCUCUUUCCGAACCUUAAGAAGCAAGCCAGGUACGAACGUGACCGGCCCAGGAGCCAAGGCUCCUGCUCUCGAGAGGAGGAGCUGACUGAUUCCAGGCGGUGACCGCACAGGGUGGGGGGGGGGGGUCUUCGUCUUCACCAGACCCCGCCGGGGCGGCCGUGCUCGGAGGGGACCUGCAGCUGUGUGCAUGACGCUGGUGCUUGCCCCUGGAACGAAAAGCCUCAUCCUCAGAACAUGUGUUGUCCUUCACAAUCCCGGACUGUUGCUCAAAGUAAACAAUGUACGCAUUU